Ambispora gerdemannii is the source of this 801-nucleotide messenger RNA. NCBI's taxonomy places the organism in Eukaryota, Fungi, Glomeromycota, Glomeromycetes, Archaeosporales, Ambisporaceae. The record is from the annotation of a GenBank genome assembly.
AUGGCAAGCGAAGUUGAUAUAACAGAACACAGAAACCAUAUACAAGAAAGUUUUCUUCGUUUCCUCUCGCACUUUCCACUCCGUAUUAGUAAAUCCUUAUAUAAAAAUCCGGAUAUUGAUGACCCGAUACUGUAUAUUUGGGGACCAGGGUGGGAAGGAAGUCAACAAAAGGCUUCUUUCGACCAAGAAUGUUUACAGUGGCAGACGUUUUUAUUGUUUAACAAAAUUGAUUUUAAAGUGAAAAAUGUGAACGAGCCUCUCAUAUCACCGUCAGGCAAGCUUCCCCUUUUGUAUACUUCGCCUGGUGAUAUUUUUACCUCUGAUAAAAUCCCCGAAUUUAUUAAAAAUAAACAGAGACCAGAAGAUGAUACGGAAGCUUCUACACCAGAUCCAGAGACACCUUUCAUCUGCCUAGCAGACACGAAACUGCGUAAUGCUUUGCUCUUUUACUUGUGGUGUGAACCUGCCAAUUACGAAAAAGUGACAUUUCAUAAAUACGGUGGUCAUUACCCGAAACCACUAGACACUAUUCUCAUGUAUAAAGCGAGAAAAGCUGUAAUAGGUGAUUUGUUGACUAGAAAACCCAUUUUGAACGCUAAUGAGAUAUAUGAAGAAGCGGAUGAGGCAUUAAAAGCUUUCUCUGUCGAGUUAGAAGAUAGUAAAUACUUUUUCGGAUCUAGAAGUUCACCAAAAUUGAUUGAUGCCGUCGUAUUCUCCUACAUCUACACUAUACUUUCGAUUCCUGUCACAUCAUCUGACAAGGAGCUACAUGAACUCGUCCACAAGUAUAAGAAUUUGUAA